Podarcis raffonei (Aeolian wall lizard) is the source of this 3320-nucleotide messenger RNA. RefSeq names its product adenine nucleotide translocase lysine N-methyltransferase-like. Gene Ontology annotation, molecular function: protein-lysine N-methyltransferase activity. The transcript has 5 exons. Lineage: Eukaryota; Metazoa; Chordata; Lepidosauria; Squamata; Lacertidae. Bases 1034 to 1717 code for a protein of 227 amino acids. Gene Ontology annotation, cellular component: mitochondrion. The record is from RefSeq and is a predicted model, not a curated record. Gene Ontology annotation, biological process: positive regulation of proton-transporting ATP synthase activity, rotational mechanism; regulation of mitochondrial ATP synthesis coupled proton transport; peptidyl-lysine trimethylation.
UUAGGGCACUUUAUAUCACGCUUUCUGGUGCUAAAAUCAAACUCAAGCCGCUUGCGAUGAAAAUAUAAACAAACGAGCAAUCCCUAACUAAAUGUUUUAAAUAGUUUAGAUAAUGGGGUGUUUUAUUUCGUUACUGUAGCAACUUCAGGGUGAGUGCUGGCGCCUAUUUUUCUAGAAAAAAAGCACUGCACACACAAUGUCAAAACCAUAAAUGAGAACUAUCAGCUCACUGAGGGGAGGCAAAUCCAGUGCUUUUUUCCCUAGGGGGACGCAUACCCCUAAACAUUUUGUGAAUCUAAGUUUGGCCUCAUUGAGGGGCAGUAUUUCAAUAUGAGUAGGAAAAUGAGAGUACCCCCUAAACAUUUUUUUUAGAAAAAAAGCACUGGUCAAAUCCAUAUGACUUUCUUUAGGUCAGGCUUUGUGACAGGUCUUUUAGGAACAUAAGAAGCUAUCCUAACACCAGUUUGUUCCCACCUAGCUCAGAUUGUCUACCCUGGCUGAUAGCUGCUCCUGAGAGUUUCAGACGGGGCAUUCUCAGGCCUACUGGGAGAUGCAAGAGAUGGAACCCAGGACCUUCUGCAUGCAAAGCAGCCGCUCCAACAGACCAGCAGUCCUUUCUUUCCUUCACAGGCACACGGAAUUGUUAUGCAUGGAAUAAGGGAUGUGUUUUCUGCUCUGUUCGGAUUGCUACGCAAACUGUGUUUUUGCACAAAGGGUAAAGUCCACCAAGGUCACAAAGUAAUUUCAGUAUGGCCAUUUUGGCUGCAAAUGUUAAAGGACUGGAAGAAGAUUCGGUAAGUUUCUUGUUGCAGAUUCUCUUAUUAAGCAGGAGACACUUAUUUGCACUUUAUUUUUUUUAAUGGUUUGUUUGUUUUUUAAAGUCUGACUUUCCCAUUUUCCCAAGCUGCCCUACGGACCAGAGAUCUGUCCUUUUCUUUUCUUUUCUUUUUUUCUUUUUGCAGCCAAUACUGCAGUGGCAGAGAUGCAGCAUUUAACUAGGAACUGAUUUGCACAUUCCUUUGUUUUUGCAGGCAUGGAUCAUGACGACAUAGAAAGGCUGGCGGCAGAGCUGCAUAAAAAGGGGAGUUCCUGGAGCCCUUUCCAGGUGGCAGCAAGCACCAGCUUGGUCCUUUAUUUUGCCUGGGCCGGAUCUCUUGCCCUAGGCCUGCGCAAAGUGUAUUUACAGGUGCCAUAUGUACCCUCCAGUGUCAAGCAAGUGAGGAAUAUGAUGUCGCUGCUUCAGGGGCGCUCUGGGAAGCUGGUGGAUUUAGGAUCGGGUGAUGGCAGAAUUGUGUUGGAGGCUUACAAACAAGGCUUUAGGCCGACUGUUGGCUAUGAGCUCAAUCCAUGGCUUUUACAACUGUCCAACUUUCGUGCCUGGAGGGCUGGGUGCUAUGGAAAGGUUGUCUUCCGGCGAGAAGACCUUUGGAAGGCAGAUCUCUCUGACUGCAACAAUGUCACUGUGUUCCUGGCUCCCAGCUUGGUCCCACUCCUGGAGAAAAAACUGCUUUCAGAACUCCCAGAUGGGGCCUGCGUGGUGGCUGCCCGCUUCCCUUUCCUCAACUGGAUUCCUACCAGCAUUGCUGGAGACAGCUUAGAAACAGCCUGGGCCUAUAACAUCACAGCAGUACGGCAAGCAGGCAGGCAGAUGCCCAGCCAAAGGCUAAACCUGCUCCAUAAAACUCAGCUGUGCAGGGAAAAUGGAAAGGAUGCAUGAAAUUGACAACAGUGCUUUUUCUUUUGCUAGUAGUUGUCUUAACUAGUGGGGGGGGGAGUUAUUGGUUUGCAUUUGCUUUUGCUUUAUUAUAUUUUGUAUUCUCAUUUUAUAUUUUUUCUGUUGUGAACCAACCUGGGAUCUUCAGAUGAAGGGCGGUAUACAAAUUUUAAUGAUGAUGAUGAUAGGUUAUCAUGGUCCCGCAGUUCAGAUGAGAGGGCCAGUAAAAUAAAUUGCCAUAAAUAACCACACACUUAUGCCAAAUGCAACACCAUGACACUAGCAGUAAUCCUUUUAUUCUGUCUCCCCCACCCCACCCCUCAAAUAAUGGCUUUAUCACCUUAAGGGGCUGGUGGGUACUUAGAAAUACCAGUGGACGAAUCUACCCACAUUUUUUAUCUCAUUUUAUCCUUUUUCCCCCAGUCUUAAGUUCAGUUUACCACAUUGGUUUGCAAUUUGUUCCCCUUAAAACCAGGUAGUGGGCCUUCUCGGUAUUGGCGCCCGCCCUGUGGAAUGCCCUCCCAUUAGAAAUAAACAACUAUCUGACUUUUAGAAGACAUCUGAAGGCAGCCCUGUAUAGGGUUUUUUAAUGUUUGAUGUCUUACUGUGUCUUAAUUUGUUGUAAACCAUCCAGUUUCAGUGCACAUUUUAAUAUGCCCAUUUUUCAAACAACUUCCUGCUUAUGUAAUGCAUAUUUAAAUGCUACUUUCACUGGCAUAUACAUAUUUUUACACAAUUUCCUCUAACUUGCAUGAUCUUUUGGUAUGAGAACUGUGUUGCAAAUUUCAAAGAUAAGCUGAUUUUUAGUUUGCUUAAUCAUUCUGGGAAGUAUGAGUUAGGCUGAUUCCCACUGAAAUGUGAACCCACCCAAGUUUCUACACUUUACACCUUCACAAACACAAGUAAAGAUGAAUUAUCCUGGGAAGUAUGUAGGCAUCAUAAGGAACAAAGAAAUAUUAAUGUGACUAUGGAAAAAAGGAAUUGGCAUGAUUUAGGGCAGUAUCCAACUAAUGUGUCCAGUCAGUGCAAUUUCUGCCUGCGCAAUGGAACAUCCUUCCUCUGCUCUCCCUGUGUGCCCCAUAUCCUCCCCAGAUUUGUUCCAGAAGGUUGGAGGAACCCCCAUCAUAGAUUUAGGGAGCACACAGAGCAGAGGUCUUUGCACUGAUGGAAUGAGUUAUUUAACACUACAGUACUUUGGAUACAAGAUUCCCCAAGAUUACUGAUUUGGUGUCAGUUAAGUCUUCCUAUUUAAAAAUCAUCUUUUCCAUGAAGUUUGAAAUAAGUCGUCAUGCCAGGUUUCUGCCAGGAGGAGGGAGGCUGAGAAGUCAGGGUGUCCAUAAACCUGUAUUUUGGGAGAAAAGAAUCUCUGACCCAAAUUGUGUGUUGUGGGGUCAGUCAGUGCAUAGGGGGUCCUACAAAAACCAAGGUCCAUGGGUUAAAGUUAAAAACUAAAUAUAAGCCCAACUGAACAGCUGAGGAAUAGUCUAGAAGGCUGAGGCUACUGUCAAGAGAUGCUAGAUUUAUUUUGUUGGUGUAGUGCAGAGAGAUGUAUGUAAUGUUUUCUGAUUUCCUGAACCAUGAUUAAAAGAUGAACAUCAGGCUGCAA